AUGGAAUUCGUUGCAUUACCAGGAUAUUUUAGUUCCUUUGAAAAGGAAAAUUCUCCUGCACUAGAUAGUACAUUAGUUGAUCACAAUGUAUUGGUAAAUCACGAUGAUUGGAAAAUCUUAUAUGAUUCUAUCCCUCAGGAUACAGAAAAUACUCAAUAUAAAUUAUUAUUGUUAGCAAGACAUGGUCAGGGUUAUCAUAAUUAUUCUAUGGAAAAAUAUGGUGUAAAAUUAUGGGAUGAUUAUUGGUCAUUAUUAGAAGGUGAUGAAGGUGGCUCAUGGUUAGAUUCAAGACUGACUGAUCUUGGUAAACAACAAGUCUCUGAGACAGGCCGUACUGUAUUGGUUCCAAUAGUAGAUCAAUUAGGAUUUUUACCUCAUAUUUUCUUUAAUUCUCCAAUGAGAAGAUGUUUAGAGACAUUUGCAUUUUCAUGGAAUCAUGUCUUUACAAAAUAUCCUGAAUUAGUGACAGAUUCAACUAUUGUAACGAAUAACGUGAUUGAAAACCUAAGAGAAAACUUAGGAUCUCAUACAUGUGAUAAACGUGUAAAUCAUUCGGAAGCUGUUGCAGAAUAUCAAAAUUUUAAAACAAAGUCAGGUCAUACAGUAGCUUGGAAAUACGAAGAAAAUUAUUCUGAACCAGAUGCCUUAUGGAAGGCUGAUCAUAGAGAAACUCCCGAUGAAAUGGAUAUUAGAACACGUACGGGUCUAGAACAAUUAUUUUCACAAGCCAGUUCCAAGGAUAAGUUCCUAUCAUUGACUUGUCAUGAGGGUGUCAUCAAUAGUGUUCUUAGAAAUUUGGAACAUCCUGGAGUUAAGAAACUACAAACUGGUAAGACUGUCGCUGUGGUUGUCAAAGUCACCACUACUUUAUAA
Molecule: messenger RNA, 873 nt
Organism: Maudiozyma saulgeensis
Lineage: Eukaryota; Fungi; Ascomycota; Saccharomycetes; Saccharomycetales; Saccharomycetaceae
Source: the annotation of a GenBank genome assembly